Molecule: messenger RNA, 2919 nt
Organism: Cercocebus atys (sooty mangabey)
Lineage: Eukaryota; Metazoa; Chordata; Mammalia; Primates; Cercopithecidae
Product: chromosome unknown open reading frame, human C6orf120
Exons: 1
Coding region: 16-1050 (344 amino acids)
Source: RefSeq, a predicted model, not a curated record
CCCACGCCCGCCGCUAUGGCUACCAGCCCGCCGACUCACGCAGCCGCUACGGUUACUAGCCUGCAGCCCCCAGCGCCCACGCCCCUUUCACUAUCUCGCGGCAGCUGGCGAGGCCUCGCUUCCGGCCUGCUCACUUCCGGGCCUAGCGUCACUUCCGCCUCCCUGGCGAGGCUCCGGCCUCGGGUCCGGAUGCGUAAGGUUCGGCCCCUUGUGGGGAGCGGUGGUGAGUCCGAGAGUGCCAUAGCGGCCCUGCCCCUGCCCCUGGUGGGCGCCACGCUAGGGGGAGGGGUUAGCCCACCCCCUCCUGCCCGGGGCCUCACGCGGGUGGGAAGGGACAGUCCCAGCGACAGACCCGGCGCCUGGACGCGCCGUGGCCCCGUGGGUGGACGACGGGGACGGGCUCCGGUACUGAGCGCCUCCCGUGUCCCCAGCAGCACUGACCCACUUGCAGACCCCGGAGCUGAGCCGCCAGCCAUGGCCGCUCCCCGCGGGAGGGCCGCGCCCUGGACGACGGCCCUGCUGCUGCUCCUGACCUCGCAGAUCCUGUCCCCGGGGAGCUGCGCGGACGAGGAGGAGGUCCCCGAGGAGUGGGUGCUCCUGCACGUCGUCCAAGGCCAGAUAGGCGCCGGGAAUUACAGCUACUUGCGGCUGAACCACGAGGGCAAGAUAGUCCUCAGGAUGCGCAGCCUCAAGGGCGAUGCGGACCUGUACGUCUCGGCCAGCAGCCUGCACCCCAGCUUCGACGACUACGAGCUGCAGUCGGCCACCUGCGGCCCGGACGCUGUGUCCAUCCCCGCGCACUUCCGGCGCCCAGUGGGCAUCGGCGUCUACGGACACCCAUCCCACCUGGAGAGCGAGUUCGAGAUGAAGGUGUACUACGACGGCACGGUCGAGCAGCACCCGUUCGGCGAGUCCGCCUACCCCGCCGACGGUGCAGAUGCCGGCCAGAAGCACGCUCGUGCCCCGGAAGACGCCUCGCAAGAGGAGGAAUCUGUUCUCUGGACGAUAUUAAUUAGCAUUUUGAAACUGGUACUUGAAAUUCUCUUUUGAGUCAUUGACCACGCUCUGGGGUAUAAAACCCUCCGUCUGUGAAGCUGAUUGCAGUUUGCUGUGAACCUUGGUACUUGUACUUGGUUGAAGUUCUAGUUACCUUUUUCUAGUCAAGGGAUGGAAAAAUAAAGCCAUACACAGUUUUGUUACCUCAGUUACCCCCAAAAAUAGGAAAAGCAGCAAGCACAGUAUUUUCUUUUAAAUAUCAAAAUUCCUGUAAAAGGACUGUGCACAAUAAAGUGUUUAGACUCCAUUUUCAUUAGGCAGGUUGACUAAAAAUGAUUGCAGUAACUUAGGUUUAUAUAUUAAAAAAAAAGUAGAGCAACCUUUCAUGCUGUGACACAGAUCAAAGGUUGAUACUUUGUAAUUUUACUCUGGAGAUUCUAAGCGAAGUUCAAGGUGUACGUUUUCAAGAGGUACUAAAAUCAAGUUGGAAAUGAUUUAUGUACACUUCCCUGAGCCUGGACUAAAGCCUCGUGCCUGUACCCCAAGUAGGGAUGGUACUUUUCUAUACAAAAGUGAUUUCCUGGCAGGCAGGUAUUUACAAACUGUGUUCCUGUACCAGUCCAAUAAUGACAACUCUAAAUCCAGCUGCACCAAAUCUUAUUAGGCCAUUUGUCAUACCUAUGAAAAUUCUUUAGUUAUUAAAUAACUUUGUUAAUGCUACCUAUGGUAGGCCAGAAACAAUGUAGAUUAGGAAGUUUCAUGAAAAUUAACUUUUGGGGCUAUGGAGAAAUAGUUAAGUAUCUUAAGUUGCUAAACAUUUCCACUGAAUUUUUGGAGUGAGCCAGGGUUACUAUAAAAUACUUCGGAAGAUGAUUUCUCUACCUGGAAUUAGUUUGGAGGGUAAGAGUAGGUUUUAACAGAAAUAAAUCAACUGCAGAUUUUAAGCUCAUAAUUUGCAAAAAAAAAAUCUUUUAUUGGCAUAAAAAUGAAAAUGUUGUAAAUAAAUUGGCACCAAAUGUUCCACUUAAAUGCAUACACAGUAUUAGAGUCAAAAACUAUUUUAUCCCUCUUUGCUGUUUUUCCCCCUUCUGCCCACUUUCCUGGGUGUUGGGGGGGCCCGCUGACAACAGUCACAAAUCCAGCGACCUAGGAAAAAAAUUGUUAAUAUGGAAUGAAAAAUUAUCUUUACAGGACUGAAUUUUAAGCCCAUCUAAACUCUUCUUCCUUAGCUAUCACUAAUGAUAUUCCUCUGUGGAUUUUGUAGUGAGAAGGGCACUAUGAGUUCCUUAAUUUAAGGAGAAAAAUAUAAACUUGUAAUCAAUGCCAUGCAAAAUUCAUUGCAAGUCAAGGGGGAUGGGAGAAAUGCAAUGCCAUACAGUGAUACGGACCUUUAAAAAAGUACAACAUUUCCUGAAAUUCAAACACUAUCAUACUUCUAAAGUUCAAUACAUACUUCAAAAGUUCAAACCCCAUUCUGGAAUUUGGCUUUUUUAAGCCUUUUUCUCUCCUGCUCACUGGCAGCUGUGUGUCUUAACAGCAUUCUUUCAAGUCCUGGUGUACUCUGCUGACAGCACUUUAAAACUUUUAAGUUUCUAACAGCACAAUGAUAAAUUGUACUACAUACUUGAUCUGAAUUACUACAGAAAAAUAAUUAUGUUGCUUGCUUAAUGAUUCCCAGGAAACUUCGUUGUAGGCAUAUAUUUUAUAAGAGUAUUAUACAGUGUUAACUAUGCAAGUAAGUUCUAAAAUUACACAAUUAUCUGUGUAAUGUUUUAGUCCAAUUACUGUGAUUUAUUCAACUCUGUUCUAAAGUUACCUGGAAUUGUCAUGCUGCCUCAAUUUACAGAAAUCUGUAAUCGAUUUCUAUAGAAAUGUAUAAAGACGUAGUCAUUUUGUUAAGUUUCUAAAUAGAUAACAUAAAAA